CAAGACGAUCGCAGUACGGCAUGGACACGGAGGGAAAUAAGUUCGCGUCAACGUCAAAGGCGCUUGGCGGCCACGAUGAAGUUGAUUUUACCAGCGGUUAUGAGACACAGUAUCGCAAGGAAUAUAGUCCCCUAAAGCCAAUGUUUGUGCCACCGCCGGAUAAGCGAAACGCCUGGUAUCGCAGCUGGUCCACAAUAUUUGUGAUUGUAUUUCUCGCGAGCAUUUUUCUUCUGGGCAGCAUACUGCUGGUGGUGCAGGUCUUUACUGUGAAUGCAUUGCAGGUGUUGAUCAUUGUUACCAGCUAUGUAAUGAUAGCGGCACUCUUGAUCUGGCUGGAAGUGCAGAGCAUCAAGAUACUGUGAUUAAUGGGGCCACGUAACUCACGUAUUCAGCAAACCUUACCUCAAACUGUGACUAAUAUGCCGGAAUUUAGUUUAAUUUGUGUUGUGCAAACUUAUUGAAAAUUAUUAUCAUAUGUGAAAAGCCAUUUGCUGAUUAAGGCAUUACACUGAUUUCAACUAGCUUUUAUCAACAAAAUUUUAUUAUAUUAAAAAAUAUAUAUAUGUAUAUAAAGAUAAACGUUUGGAAUCAUUUUUGUGCAACUUUAAAUCAAGCGACAACUGUUAUAUAUAUAUUCGUAUAGCUCUGCUGUGUUAUAUACGAACGUGUUAAGUGUAAUAAAACCACGACCAAUAAAUGAACCAUCCAUAAAGUGUGUGUUCUAUGCACGACUUUGAACUAAAUUUUUAGAUAACCACAA
This is a messenger RNA of Drosophila grimshawi, 760 nucleotides long. RefSeq lists its product as uncharacterized. NCBI's taxonomy places the organism in Eukaryota, Metazoa, Arthropoda, Insecta, Diptera, Drosophilidae. The coding region runs from base 21 to 362 and encodes 113 amino acids. The transcript has a single exon. The record is from RefSeq and is a predicted model, not a curated record.